CUGAAAAUGCGAGAUUACCUUGAUGUGGCGACGCCAAAACACAGAGACACCCUUGUCUCAAUUGUACUAUCAAUACACAAGUUAGCGGUGGAACGACUAAGAUGGACUACACCCACUACCGAGCGUGAAAAUAGACUGUGUCGCAUGUGUCUGGCUGACGUCGAGACCCCCGAACACGUAUUAUUUCGUUGCAUCGGUGACGACGAACUGGGGACACAUGAAGAGAAGGCAAUCGUGGUGAGAAAGUUGCAAGACUUAUGCAAGAGCUUCUGGAGUGAUCUCGCUCACAUGGCUCUGCCCUCCGCACCCCGCGAGGAUACAGCACUACUGAAAGCUUUGGUGGCCCAUCGUCAAUCUAUCGAGGUAACUGCGAAAUAUUGCUACCGAGUGCCGAAAAACGUGUAUAAGCUACCGAUG
Desarmillaria tabescens is the source of this 417-nucleotide messenger RNA. RefSeq lists its product as uncharacterized. Lineage: Eukaryota; Fungi; Basidiomycota; Agaricomycetes; Agaricales; Physalacriaceae. The record is from RefSeq and is a predicted model, not a curated record. The annotation marks the transcript as partial. The transcript has a single exon.